GCCAUCUAUGGCAAAUAUUUUCAACCUCAUACGGGGUUCUCAGUUUUGCUUUCACUUUGGGUUUGCUUUUCAAAAUCCCUUUUUUAGCCUUCCAAAUUGGACUAAUGACAAUAAUUGUCAUAUUGUACGUUACGUGCCGGUGUAUCUCAACCAUCAUAAUAACACAAAUUAUUUGAGGACAAUGUAUGUGUGUCACAUAAUCCUUUCAUAAUAAUAAAUUCAUGUGGAAAUUUGAUACGCCAGCAGCACGCCUAAUCAUAAAUUUAAAUCUCCCUCCGCAUUCUUGACAAGUGACAGUUAGGCAGGUACUUGGAUGUGUGUUGAUUGUUGUUUAAAGUUGUGAAUACAGGAAUGUUGUGGAAAUACAACAAAAAGGAGUGUACUGGACCUUUGUGAAUAAAAUAAUCUAGAAAAAUAUGCGGUAGGACUUCAGCACCGCCCCACACAAACGCGUGAACAACAAAUGUUUAAAUGGAAGCAUCCUCCAUUAUAACUCAGGUGUCAAGGGACGACGAACAUCUGAAUAGUUAUGCUAACGAAAAAGUCAAAAAUGAUGGAAGUGGCGAAUCAACACCAUCAGACACUCCUGAGCCUGCCACAGUGCCCGUCCUGCCAAAUGCCCAACCGAAGAAAACCUCCCAAGGCAGCAAAGCAGGCAACUUCUUUCGUACUUUGUUCUGUUGCAUCCGAGGCAAGAAGGGCAAGGGGCCGGCGGGUCAAGGAGGCGAACAGUGCACGGAUGGGGCCCUUUACGCAGCUGGUGGCAACAGGUGCUCUUACUUGCUACCUCCUGUCAGGCACCAAGAUAUGUACAAGAAGUGUAUGGUGAUUGAUUUGGAUGAGACGCUGGUGCAUAGCAGUUUUAAGCCGAUAACGAACGCCGACUUCGUAGUGCCCGUAGAAAUCGACGGCACGGUGCACCAAGUGUACGUGCUAAAGCGACCUCACGUGGACGAAUUCCUGAAGCGGAUGGGCGAGCUGUAUGAAUGCGUCCUUUUCACGGCCUCAUUGGCCAAAUACGCGGACCCCGUUGCGGAUCUCCUCGAUCAGUGGGGCGUGUUCAGGGCGAGACUAUUCCGGGAGAGUUGCGUCUUCUACAGGGGCAAUUACGUCAAGGACUUGAACAAGCUCGGCAGAGAGUUGCAGCAGAUCGUUAUUGUUGAUAACUCGCCUGCUUCGUAUAUAUUCCAUCCGGAUAAUGCUGUGCCAGUGGCGUCGUGGUUCGACGACAUGAACGACUCCGAGCUGAUGGACCUGAUCCCGUUCUUCGAAAAGUUGGCUAAAAUGGACAACGUAUACACGGUGCUUUGCAACUCCAACCAUCCGUACAACACGACAACGGGACAACAGCAACAAGUCAACGGGCCACAGAACCACGUACAAGCCAAUCACUCACCCGCAGGUAAAUAAUGAUAGAGAUUGUUAGAUCAAUCUAUAGUUGCUUAUGUGUUCAAAAUGAUGUCAUAUUUUGCUAAACACUAUCACAAAUCAUAAAAAAAUCCUCAAAAUCCUUGUUUUUGAAAUACAAUUUGGCGUCAAGUAGUUUGGGUAUUUCCC
Messenger RNA from Acanthoscelides obtectus, 1557 nucleotides. Lineage: Eukaryota; Metazoa; Arthropoda; Insecta; Coleoptera; Chrysomelidae. The record is from the annotation of a GenBank genome assembly.